This is a messenger RNA of Eutrema salsugineum, 1542 nucleotides long. RefSeq lists its product as uncharacterized. Gene Ontology annotation, molecular function: zinc ion binding. The transcript has 4 exons. Bases 1 to 1542 code for a protein of 513 amino acids. The record is from RefSeq and is a predicted model, not a curated record. Lineage: Eukaryota; Viridiplantae; Streptophyta; Magnoliopsida; Brassicales; Brassicaceae.
AUGCCUUCUUUGCCGAAUUUGAGCUCAGGCAGUUCAGGUGUUCCCGAAAAUUAUGAUUUCGAAUGGGGCCCUGAACCCAAUAGAGGUAUCCCAAUAAGAUGCUCCUGUGGGGGUCAUUUGUUCCUUCAGUCAUCGAACACGGAUCUGAACUACGGCCGUCGCUUUUACAACUGUAACACUCCGCCGGGUGGCGGCUGCGGUUUUUGCAAAUGGUGGGAUAUUGCAAUUACGGAGGAGAUGAGCGAAUUGAAAGAUGAACUGGAAGAACAUGAAGAAAGAAUCAGAUAUAUUUCCAACUACGAAUACAAUCUCCCUGUUGAUUUUCUGGCAAUGGGGAACCCCAACGAUGAAUCAUACUCCCAAAUACCUCUUUUCAUCUCCUACUUGAAAGCUGCUAACCCCACCACUAUCACUGAGCUUGAAACUCAUACCGACGAAAAUGGUUCUCAGCACUUCAAGCGCCUCUUUAUAUCUCAUGGUGCAUCCCAGGAAGGUUUUCAUUUCCUUCGAAAACUGAUGGUGGUCUCGGGUGCACAUAUCAGACGUUCGGAUUCUGGCUUUCUCAUUGUUGCCAUCGGUCAAUAUGCCAACUUCCAGACCUACCCCCUAGCCUUUGCUGUAGUUGACCAUCAGACCGAGGAGGCAUGGAGGUGGUUUCUUCACCAGCUCGAACAGUGUUUUCCAGACAAUAACAAGACAACCAUUUUAUCUGAUGGCGGUGGAAUGGCUGAAAGAGCUAUCUCAGCAUGCUUUCCUGAAGCCAGUCACGUUGACUGCCUACGUCGUCUUCAACUAUCAUUGAACCUGUACUUCCACGACAAUGGAAUUACCAACUUGGUGCGGGAGGCAGCUUGUGCUCACACGAUUGGCGUUUUCCGGCGGGCAUUCAACCGGGUUAAUGAAACCAACCCUGACUGCGCUACCUAUCUACAAUCUAUUGGCUUCCCUCGUUGGACGAGUUAUUAUCAAGCCGGCGACCGAUACAACAUCAUGACUGCCAGCAUUGCUCAUGGAUUCAUCCAUUUACUGCUCCCACAAACAACAGGCCCUAUUAUUAACCUCCUCAACUUUUACCACACAACUGUUAUGCGCUGGCUCCAAACAAGACUCCGAGCAUCAAUGGAUCACCCAGGCGUGAUGUCUCCAGGUGUUCAAGGUUUCAUGGAUAAAUUAGCUGUCAGUAAGUCGCAAUGGCAGGUUCUGCAUAUUAGCUAUGGAGCUUGUGAGGUUGUAAAUUCAGUUGGCAAAAUUCACUUUGUCAAUCCUCUAAGGAGGUCAUGUUCUUGCAAAGUUUUUAACAAACUCUGGAUACCCUGUAUCCACGCUCUGGUCGCAUCCGAUGCAUUACGCAUUUCAGCUGAGUCCUUAGUUCACACAUGCUAUACUUCUGUUGCCUGGUUUGAAACGUACAUUCCUCAACUUUACCCUUGCCAGGAGCCUCUUCCAGCUGAAGCCACCGCCGACGGGGCAACUGAACUGCUACCACCGAUUUCGAGCCCUUUGGUAGGGCGUCCCAGGCCUAAGACCCGCAUGUCCCAGUAA